Penicillium verhagenii is the source of this 528-nucleotide messenger RNA. RefSeq lists its product as uncharacterized. The coding region runs from base 1 to 528 and encodes 175 amino acids. The record is from RefSeq and is a predicted model, not a curated record. The transcript has 4 exons. NCBI's taxonomy places the organism in Eukaryota, Fungi, Ascomycota, Eurotiomycetes, Eurotiales, Aspergillaceae.
AUGGCCUUCAUGCGAAUUUAUUAUCAGAUUCCUAUUACUGGGACUGAGGACGCCGAUCUGGCCACACUAGCCCAACAAAUCAAACAUUUGAAACUCCUGAAGCUGCUCAUGAGUCAAGGGUGUAGCUCUGUCCCAUGUUUCCUUGGCUACUGCGAAAAACAGCAGGGGGAGCAUGACCCUGUUCCUGGAGGCUUUGUCAAGUACGUUGUGUGGGAGAAGGUGCCUGGGGAGCCUCUUACAGAGGAAUUUUUCUGGAGCUUGGAUCCUGCUACACGAGAGGAUAUCCGUGUUCAUUUCCGUGCUGCCUUCGAAGAGAUGCUACGUUGUGGUGUGACCCCAGAGAUGCCUAGAAUCUCUAAGAUCAUUUAUGAUCAGUCCACCGGAAAUGUUCGUAUCUCAGGCCUCCGAAGAGGAUGGCCAAUCCUUGAUAAACUGGAAUGGGCAGACACCCGUUAUGUCGAGUACGGGCUGGCCAAUCGACACCACGACAAAGACUGGCCCUCUAACCCGCAGAAAUGGACAUAUUAA